Molecule: messenger RNA, 1038 nt
Organism: Diplodia corticola
Lineage: Eukaryota; Fungi; Ascomycota; Dothideomycetes; Botryosphaeriales; Botryosphaeriaceae
Product: 2og-fe oxygenase family
Exons: 2
Coding region: 1-1038 (345 amino acids)
Molecular function (GO): dioxygenase activity
Source: RefSeq, a predicted model, not a curated record
AUGCCAUCCGCAAUCGUACGGCCUGGCUUCCACAUCCCCACCGUCGACAUCAGCCCAUAUGUGUCUGAUCCAUCGUCCGCCGAGGCCAGCGACGUCGUCGAGGCCGUAAAUCGUGCAUGCACAACCUCCGGAUUUUUCCAACUGAUCGGCCAUGGAAUCGACCCCGCCAUCCGAGAAGCCAUGUUCGCCGGCGCCAAAGCUCUCUUCGACCUCCCUUUCGCGGAAAAGAAAGUGCUCCGGCGCGGCAAAAACCGCGGCUACGAAGCCAUCGGCUCCCAAGCCCUACAGGACGGGACCCUUCCGGAUCUCAAAGAAGGCUACUACAUCGGCACCGACGCCGUCCCCUUCGACGAGACCAAGUCGUACCGCCCCUUCACCGACCCCAACGUCUGGCCGGCAGAGCACCAGCUCCCCGCCGCCGUCUUCAAGCACCCCAUGAACCGCUACUACGCCCAGGUCGAAGCGCUCAGCCGCACCGUCAUGGACGUCAUCGCCGCCGCCCUGGGCCACAGCCCGGACGUCUUCGCCGAGCUGAAGAACGAGCCCGUCGCCGCGUCCAUGCGCCUGCUGCACUACCCGCCUGAUCCACAACGGCAAAAAGCCGGUGAUGGUGACGGCGGAGGCGGAGGCGGAGGCGGCGUCACGCAGCAGCAGCAGCAGCUCGGCGCCGGGGCGCACACGGACUUCGGCUGGACGACGCUGCUGCUGACGGACGGCCACGCGGGGCUGGAGGUCCUGGACCACGGCAGCGGGGAGUGGGUGGCGGUGCCGCCCGAGCGCGACGCGUACGUCGUCAACGUGGGCGACAUGCUGCAGCACGUCACGGGCGGGCGCUUCAAGAGCAACGUCCACCGCGUGCGCAACCUGGGCGACGCGCACCGGUACAGCGUGCCGUAUUUUUUCGACGGCUGCCUGGAUGCCAAGCUUGCGCGGCUGGACGGGAAGGACGCGGGUGGGAGGGCGUUGACGGUCGAGGAGCAUAUGCUCGAGCGGUUUGCGACGACGUAUGGGAGGGGCGGAGCAGAGAAGGAAGACUGA